UGCCUACCCGUCGCUCUCUUCACUGCUAGCCCAUUUUAAGCAGCCACCCUACUACUGUGUGCUGAGAACUCGAGUCCAUUAGGGCUUGGGGAUCUUGCUGGAAACCAUGUCUUCCGGCAGGUACAUGGCCUACUCCCCUUCGCCUUCAGCCCCUCACUCGCCGCAUAUCUCCGGCAUUCGAUCUGCCACAAACGCCUUUGUCGAGCAGGAAAAGUAUCUUGCAGAGCUGCUGGCGGAACGACAGAAGCUUGGUCCUUUUAUGCAAGUACUCCCACAUAGCUAUAGGUUGUUGAAUCACGAAAUUUUGCGGUUAACUGCAGUGUUGGGAAAUGCAUCCCUUUUAGAACAUACUGGGGUUGAACAUGGUAGCCCGAUGACAAAUGGAGGAUUAUUUUCAAAUGGUGCAGCUGAUAUGAAUGGAUGGGCAUCAGCAAUUCAAUCAGAACACUCCCCGGCACAUAGUUGGCUUGGUUCUCAAGGAACUUCUGGUAUCGACAUCUAGAAAAGAAUUAGGGUGGAUAUUCCGGUGGACAAGUAUCCAACAUACAACUUUGUUGGGCGUCUACUUGGUCCUAGAGGAAAUUCUCUUAAAAGAUUAGAAGCUACAACUGACUGCCGUGUCCUGAUUAGAGGACGAGGUAGCAUCAAAGAUCCUACUCGGGAGGAGAUGAUGAGAGGAAAACCAGGGUAUGAACAUUUAAAUGAGCCCCUUCACAUACUAAUCGAAGCAGAGUUGCCAGUAGAAAUCAUCGAUGCUCGCCUGAUUCAAGCUCAUGAUAUUCUCACGGAGCUGAUCAAACCUGUCGAUGAAUCACAAGAUUUCAUAAAAAAGCAGCAGCUCAGAGAACUAGCAAUGCUUAAUGGCACUCUCCGUGAAGAAGGCUCGCACAUGUCUGGCUCUGUAUCCCCUUUCAAUAACAGCCUCGGCAUGAAGAGAGCAAAGACAAGGGGGUAAAGUUGGGCAUUUAUAUAUGGUGGCAGUCCAUGUUGUUGUCCUUCUACAUUUAAAAUCCGUUGGCAAUUGUCAUGUGUUGGGGGUUUGCCAUGCUGGCUUAUGCUCAGGCCUCAGAUGCCAUCGGAAGGCAUGGGUUCUGGCGCGUCGGUCUAAUUGAGUCUAAAAGUGUCUUGAUGGAUACUUGUCUCGCCAUGAUAUCUUCGGUUAGUUAUCCCUGAUUUAUCAUGGCAGCUUGGCCAUAUAUCUACAUAUAGGCCUUGCAAUAUAAUCCUCAAUAUGACAAUGUUUGUUUUAGUUUGGGGUUAUAUGGUAAAAAAAAAAAUAAAUUUGGUGAGGUUGUGUAUAAACUACUGGAAGAAGAUGAUGCGCCUUAGCAGGUUUUGGUAGAAGCAAACUUUUCUAAUUAAUCAAGUCUUAAUUUAUUA
This is a messenger RNA of Phalaenopsis equestris, 1380 nucleotides long. RefSeq names its product KH domain-containing protein At5g56140-like. Gene Ontology annotation, cellular component: nucleus. Gene Ontology annotation, biological process: regulation of mRNA splicing, via spliceosome. Lineage: Eukaryota; Viridiplantae; Streptophyta; Magnoliopsida; Asparagales; Orchidaceae. Gene Ontology annotation, molecular function: mRNA binding. The transcript has 7 exons. The record is from RefSeq and is a predicted model, not a curated record.